GGUUUAUUGGUGUUUACAUUUUAAUUUGUUAGAUCAAUUAAACUUCUAAAGUAACAUAAUUUAUUAUGUGUUGAAAUUUGAUUGGUUGGUGAAAAGAAUAAUGUGGUGGUUGACUUAAAAAGUCGUUAGAAACACCUUUCUUUAAUUAGCCAGCCCCAGCUAUAUGCACGGGGUUGUAUUUCGGGUCGGGUCAAACCGGUCAACAAAAUCGGAAAACUCGCCGGGAGAAUGACUCCUUCUCCUCCUCCAAUAACCUACAUAUCAAUUCCGCUUCCUACCAACGACGUCGUCUCACGAUCAAUCCAUAAUCUCACUACCGCUAUCUCUAGCCACCGUCCCUGGUCAGAACUCAUCUUCUCCGGCGAUUUCUCUCUCCCGGAGAGCUUUUCCUCUCUUCUCCUCCGAUCAAAGACGAAUUUCAACUACUUUUUCGUCAACUACACUAUCAUCGUCUCCACGUGUGCAGCGUUCGCUCUCAUCACAGCUAGUCCCGUCGCUUUAAUCGUCGUUGGCGCAAUCAUCGCCUUGUGGCUUAUCUUUCACUUUUUCAGAGAAGAUCCACUUAUUCUCUGGAGCUUUCAAGUCGGUGAUCGUACGGUGUUGUUGUUUCUAGUCUUAGCUUCCGUUUGGGCUAUAUGGUUCACUAACUCCGCCGUGAAUUUAGCUGUUGGUGUUAGCGUUGGCUUGCUAUUGUGCAUUAUUCACGCCGUCUUUAGAAACUCCGAUGAGCUUUUCCUUGAGGAAGAUGAUGCUAUUAACGGAGGCUUGAUCGGGUCUAAUCUCCGAUGAUAUUUGGUUCUUACCCUAAAUUUACUUUUCCUUGAUUGCUUGUGACAUAAGUUUAAUUUUUUUUAUCAUCAAUUAUUUUAGUUCUUUUACUUAUUUGUUUGAUUUAUUGUAAUUUUUCGUGUUGAUAUUGUGUUGGAUUGAACUCAAAAGAGAAGAAUGAAUAAGUUUUUGUUUGAUUUGGUCUCACAGUGAAGGAAUCAACUUGCUCUAUCCAUUCUUCUUCA
Messenger RNA from Arabidopsis thaliana (thale cress), 1013 nucleotides. It is a transcript of the gene PRA1.G2, whose product is annotated as prenylated RAB acceptor 1.G2. The record is from RefSeq and is marked reviewed. Gene Ontology annotation, cellular component: endoplasmic reticulum; endoplasmic reticulum membrane. NCBI's taxonomy places the organism in Eukaryota, Viridiplantae, Streptophyta, Magnoliopsida, Brassicales, Brassicaceae. Bases 229 to 789 code for a protein of 186 amino acids. The transcript has a single exon. Gene Ontology annotation, biological process: vesicle-mediated transport.